AUGGCUGUUUCGGCAAUCACUGGAGCGAGGCUAACCCUAGGGAGACCUCUCUCCUCUCCCACACUCACACGCACCAGAACAACUUCUCCUUCGCUCGUAAUGGCCAUAUCCAUUGACCACAAGACCGACAGCAAACUCACUCUUACAAAGUCCGAGGAGGCUUUCGCCGCUGCCAAGGAGCUGUUGCCUGGAGGUGUCAACUCACCAGUUCGUGCCUUCAAAUCGGUGGGUGGCCAACCAAUUGUGAUUGAUUCAGUGAAAGGGUGUCGCAUGUGGGACAUCGAUGGCAAUGAGUACAUUGACUACGUAGGUUCUUGGGGUCCUGCUAUUAUUGGUCACGCCGAUGAUCAGGUGCUUGCAGCUCUGGGUGAAACCAUGAAGAAAGGAACCAGCUUUGGUGCACCCUGUCUGCUUGAAAACACUUUGGCUGAGCUGGUUAUCGAUGCCGUCCCCAGCAUUGAAAUGGUUCGGUUUGUCAACUCAGGCACGGAAGCUUGCAUGGGUGCGCUCCGUCUUGCACGUGCUUAUACUGGACAAGAGAAGAUCAUCAAGUUUGAGGGGUGUUACCAUGGCCAUGCGGAUCCUUUUCUUGUUAAGGCUGGUAGUGGAGUUGCCACCUUAGGACUUCCUGAUUCCCCUGGUGUCCCCAAAGCUGCCACGUAUGAAACGCUUACAGCCCCAUACAAUGACAUCUUGGCCGUCGAGAAGCUCUUUGAGACUAACAAAGGAGAAAUUGCGGCUGUUUUCCUGGAACCUGUUGUUGGAAACGCUGGCUUCAUUGUUCCUACACCUGAAUUUCUUAAUUUCUUGCGCAAAAUCACCAAAGAGAACAAUACCCUUCUUGUGUUUGAUGAAGUUAUGACCGGAUUUCGAUUGUCGUAUGGAGGUGCUCAAGAGUAUUUUGGUAUAACUCCUGAUUUAACAACUCUAGGAAAGAUCAUAGGUGGAGGUCUGCCAGUUGGCGCUUAUGGUGGGAGGAGGGAUAUUAUGCAGAUGGUGGCACCAGCUGGCCCGAUGUACCAGGCUGGGACCUUGAGUGGGAACCCCUUGGCCAUGACUGCAGGCAUACAUACCCUGCAGCGGAUUAAGGAGCCAGGAACUUACGAGUACUUGGACAAAAUCACAGGUGAGCUUGUUCAGGGCAUUAUUGAAGCUGGGAAGAGGGCAGACCAUGCAAUAUGUGGUGGGCAUAUAAGGGGGAUGUUUGGGUUUUUCUUCACAGAAGGACCUGUUUAUAAUUUUUCAGAUGCCAAAAAGAGUGACACGGCCAAGUUUGCUAGGUUUUUUUGGGGAAUGCUGGCCGAAGGUGUCUAUUUGGCACCUUCCCAGUUUGAGGCUGGCUUCACCAGCUUGGCACAUACUUCUGAUGACAUUAAUAAGACAAUAGCCGCUGCUGAGAAAGUUUUCAGAGAGAUCUGA
Sphenostylis stenocarpa is the source of this 1419-nucleotide messenger RNA. Lineage: Eukaryota; Viridiplantae; Streptophyta; Magnoliopsida; Fabales; Fabaceae. The record is from the annotation of a GenBank genome assembly.